Messenger RNA from Cylicocyclus nassatus, 1152 nucleotides. The record is from the annotation of a GenBank genome assembly. NCBI's taxonomy places the organism in Eukaryota, Metazoa, Nematoda, Chromadorea, Rhabditida, Strongylidae.
AUGCGCUCUGCUAGUAAUUAUUCGUUUGCCGUUGCUCCGUCUGUCCAAAUGCCGCGCUCUUCGUUUAAGCGCGAUCGCACCUAUAAGACGGCUUUUGAUUCUGGCUAUCUUGUUCCGUUUUUUGCGGAUGAGGUCUAUCCCGGAGACACUUUCAAUGGUUCUACUGUUGCCUUUGCGCGGCUUUCUACUCCCGUAGUGCCUUUCAUGGACAAUCUGCAUAUGGACUUUUUCUAUUUCUUCGUCCCUUACCGUCUUCUCUGGGAUCAUUGGAAGAAUAUGAUGGGUGAAAUGGGUGAACAGGAUAAUCCUAGUGAUUCUACGGAUUAUUUGACUCCUUUGGUUGAGUCCCCUUCUGCUGGUUGGUCCGUUGGUUCGCUCGCGGACUAUUUUGGAAUUCCUGUAGAAAAGCCCAUUUCUACGAAUUGUUGGCUUUUCCGUGCUUACAAUAAAAUUUACAAUGAUCAUUUUCGUGAUGAGAAUUUGAUUGAUAGUAUCCCUGAGAAUCGUGGUGAUGGUCCUGAUUCGGCUGAUGACUAUGUAUUGCGGAAGCGUGGUAAGCGUUGGGACUAUCUCACUGGCUGUCUUCCGUGGCCUCAGAAGGGCCCUGGUGCCAGUAUCGGUCUCGCUGGUGAUGCUCCUGUGCAUGGUGAUAUUAACGGUCUUCGUUUCACUGAUGGCACUACUAGUUAUGUUAUUGCUGGUCGUUCUGGCGGUACUACUGCUAAUGGGAUGCCCCUUUAUGCUGUUUCUACUGGUUCUCGUCUGGAUGUUGGUGCUACCGCUCCUUCUUCUGGUCUGACUUUGAAUGCUAACCAUGUUCUUGGUGUGCGUUCUGCGUCUGGUAAUUCUGGUCUUGUUGCUGAUCUCUCGGAAGCGGCAUCCGAACGUUGGGCCGAGCUUCGUUAUGGUUCGUCUAAAAUCACUGGUAAGCUCCGCUCUGGUGUGGCUCAGUCUCUUGAUGUUUGGCAUCUUGCCCAGCAUUUCACGACUGUUCCUACUCUUAGUCAGCAGUUCAUUGAGGAGAAUCCGCCGCUUAAGCGUGUACUUGCUGUACAGGAUGAGCCUGAGAUUAUCUUUGAUAGUCUGACCACUUGUAAUACUGUUCGGUGUCUUCCGACUUAUUCUGUCCCCGGUCUUGUUGAUCAUUUUUAA